Miscanthus lutarioriparius is the source of this 999-nucleotide messenger RNA. The record is from the annotation of a GenBank genome assembly. Lineage: Eukaryota; Viridiplantae; Streptophyta; Magnoliopsida; Poales; Poaceae.
AUGGAGGAGAUGUGCCGAGAUUGUGCUGAGCCUGAAUUCAGUGGGAAGCUUACGUUCCCAGUCUCUCUAAAGCAGCCUGGGCCUCAUGAUGGAAUGAUUCAGUGUUUCAUAAAGCGAGAUAAAUCAAAGUCCACAUAUCAUCUCUACUUGUGCCUGAGCACUGCUGUACUUAUGGAGAAUGGCAAGUUCCUCUUAUCAGCUAAAAGGAACCGCAAAACAACCUGCACGGAGUAUAUUAUCUCGAUGGAUGCUGACAACAUAUCAAGAUCUUGCAGCACAUAUAUUGGAAAGCUGAGCCCCCCUUAUAGUGGGGCUGUAGUCCCUCAUGCUGGCCGGACAAGCCGAAGAUUCAACUCCAAGAAGGUCUCCCCUAAGGUGCCAACUGGUAGCUACAACAUAGCUCAGGUGACAUACGAGCUAAAUGUUCUUGGCACGAGAGGCCCUAGGCGGAUGCACUGCGUCAUGCACUCCAUACCUGCCUUCGCAGUUGAGCCCGGUGGCAUAGUCCCUGGACAGCCUGAGCAGAUUCUGCCCCGGGCAUUAGAGGAGUCCUUUCGCAGCACCACCUCCUUCUCCAAGUCAUCCAUCAUGGACCGGUCCAUGGACUUCAGCAGCGCCCGCUUUUCUGACAUUGCCGGAGGCGCCAUAGCUGGCGACGAAGAGGGACAGAACAAGGAGAGGCCGCUCGUGCUCCGCAACAAGGCCCCGAGAUGGCACGAACAGCUGCAGUGCUGGUGCCUCAACUUCCGUGGCCGUGUAACCAUCGCCUCGGUGAAGAAUUUCCAGCUGAUCGCCGCGCCAAGCCAGGCCCCUACCCCUGCCGCCGCUGGGGCUCCAACCCCAUCACAGCCUGCUCCGCAAGACCAAAAUAAGAUCAUUCUCCAGUUCGGUAAGGUGGCGAAGGAUAUGUUCACGAUGGACUACCGCUACCCGCUCUCGGCCUUCCAGGCUUUCGCCAUCUGUUUGAGUAGCUUCGACACCAAAUUGGCCUGCGAGUAA